This is a messenger RNA of Fundulus heteroclitus (mummichog), 3650 nucleotides long. RefSeq names its product ring finger protein 167 (gene rnf167). Bases 440 to 1624 code for a protein of 394 amino acids. The transcript is spliced from 10 exons. The record is from RefSeq and is a predicted model, not a curated record. Gene Ontology annotation, biological process: protein ubiquitination; ubiquitin-dependent protein catabolic process; positive regulation of DNA-templated transcription. NCBI's taxonomy places the organism in Eukaryota, Metazoa, Chordata, Actinopteri, Cyprinodontiformes, Fundulidae. Gene Ontology annotation, cellular component: nucleoplasm; cytoplasm. Gene Ontology annotation, molecular function: ubiquitin protein ligase activity.
ACAGCCAGCUGAACACAACGACGACCACGAAGAAGAAGGCGGAAGGUGUAGCAAACAAACAAACCAUAGCAGAGAGCAGCUAAUUUAGGUCGUGGAAACUUUAGGUUGCAGUUUCGGCAGGUUAACUUCGGAUAGACGAGUUAUUCUUACUUAACCGGCUCUGUCUAAACUUUAUAUACGGCUUCCGAAAGGUCCUGGAAAGCCGUCAUCUAGCAUUUGCUAACUCUAGCCAAACGUCGGCUGACCUCAAGUUAAUCCUUUUCGUUUGCUUUGUUUUCUGCUGGAAAUAUAAUCAUAUAAACCAUAUAGAACGGUUCGCAUAGAUCAAGAAGAACAGCCUGGUUCGUUUAAGGAAUCGUAGUCAGACGGCUGGAGUUUCGUUCACACCCCACGGUGCGCAACCAUAAACGGGAAUACGUGUCCCUGAAAGCAGCCGAGGAUGGCCCGCCCCGGUGAGCGGGACAUGCAGACUCAAAAGAGCGUCCUUUUCCUAGUUUUCUGCUGCAUGUAUGUUCCCUCCCCAACACAUGCGUAUAUAUUUGUCCAUUCUGACAAUAUGACCUCCAUGUUGUUUGAGGACCUUCCUGCUUUGUUUGGACCGCCUCUUCCCAAGCAGGGGUUGAUGGGAGUUUUGGUGAUGUCCCAUCCACUCAACGGUUGUACGACGAUGGAUCCGCCUCCUCCUCUGCCGACAAGCUACGACGCCAACACCACUAAAUUUAUCGCUCUCAUUAGGCGCUAUGAUUGCAAUUUUGAUAUAAAGGUUUUCAACGCACAGCAGGCCGGAUACAGCGCCGCGGUCGUUCACAACGUGUACUCCGACAUUCUUCUCAGUAUGAACUUCAGCAAUAAGACUUUUGCCGAGCAGAUUGAAAUUCCCUCGGUGUUCACCAGCUACUUCGCAGCACGCAGGCUUGAGGAGAUCAUAAGUAAAGAAAAAGGAGCCUAUGUGAUACUGAAGCCGGAGUUCGCUUUCCCACUUUCAUACUACCUUAUCCCAUUCACCGGGGUAGUUGGCAUGAUUGUUCUUGUGAUGUGCAUAAUCCUAAUUGUACGGUGCGUGCAGUACAGGAAGCGUCUGAGGAAAAAUCGCUUGAGCAAGGAACAGCUAAAGCGCAUUCCAACUCACAAGUUCAGGAAAGGAGACGACUACGAUUUGUGCGCCAUCUGUCUGGAUGAGUAUGAAGAAGGAGACAAGCUGAGAGUCUUACCCUGCUCGCACGCGUAUCACUGCAAGUGCGUCGACCCUUGGCUCACCCAGACCAAGAAGACGUGUCCCGUGUGCAAACAGCGCGUGACCCGAAACAACCCGGAGCACUCCGAGUCCGACUCCGAGGAGGAAACCGGAGGUCGGCGAGAGGAGGAGGCGGCAGAGAGCGAGGGAGACUCCGAGCGCACGCCGCUGCUGCGCCCGUCCAACCCCGGCUCUCCGUCCCGGAGCCCAGCGGCCUACUCAGCCACCACCACCACCGCCCAGUGCCUCGUCUCUCCGGCCGACCACGACUCCCCCGUCCUGGCCUACGAGGGCUACUACUCCCCGCAGGAGGACACUGACUCAGAAAGCAGCGACGGAGGAGACGACGACACGGCUCGGCUCAUCGGUAGGAAGGGAGUGGUGGUCUGAACUUAACCGGGAGAACGAUGGCCACGUUUUAGCCCUGAUCCAGGAAAACAAGCGGGGGAGGAACGUCUCGCCGUUCGAGCAUGCUCAGUUGGCGGGAAGAUUUAUCGUCGGCUAAAAUGUCAAAAUACUUUCCACGUUUGUCGAUUUCGAGCGAAUCUUUUAUCGAGACGUCAGCGGGCGACAUUUUUUUUUUUAAGAGUCAACGCAGUAAUCUGUUUCACCAAAGUCAAAAUGUUAAGGGUCACUCGAUUGGACGCGGUAACACUAGAGCUCGCAUGUCUGCUCACCCACUACUCGUCACGUUUUGUACCCUGUGACUUUUAUCACACUACGAGACCAGACCACUAGUGCAGCCGCAGGUUAACUCUGACAAAAAGUGGCCAAAAGGGUUUAGAUGAUCCCAUGUAGGAAAGCUCCCAGUCAUUUUCCCCUUUUUUAAAUAAUCUCUUUAGAUGUUUGUACUAUAGGGGGGGGGGGAUUCUCUGUUUAAUUUUACUUUUCCUAAGAGGACUAGAUUGUUUCUGUUUUGGUGAUAAAUUAUGCUCUAGUAGAACAUAGGAAACAUUUUACACCUUUCUGCUGCUUUUACAGUGUUGUUGACGUUGCUAUGUGGGCUGUUAAGUUUUUGUUUUUGUUUUUUUUAGCUGUUUCCCAUUUGAUUAAGUUGAGUGAACUCAGGUUUAUUUCACAAUUAAUGGUCAGUUGGAUUUUUUUUAGUAAAAGAAACAAGUGCAAAAAACCCAAAAUCAACUAUUGGGUUUGGUUGUAUAAAUGAAAUUCGUAGGGUUUUUUUUUUUGCUUCGCUUUUACUUUGUGGAAAAUAGAUCCAUACCUAAUUAACUUCUUUAUUUUCAUUUUUUUUUUUUUUUUUAUCUAUGAAUAGGUUGAGAAUUGGGUUUCUGAAAAGCGGUUUGGAGGGAAAGUGCGUUGCCUUACGUCAGCCUUGACAUUCACUUGUGUGUUAAAUGUUUGCAAAUCGCGUAGUUUAGACACUCCUGUCCCAAGUUUUUCUUUUGUUCUUCUUGUGGAGCUGCAUCUUUUUCAGAUAUUUUUUUCAAAAAACUUUUUUUAAGUACAGACUGCCUGUGUUUUUAUUAGCAACCUAACACCAGGAUAGGUAUAAUCACAUUAAGGUUGGUUAUGCUCUUUUUUUUUUAGAUGGCCUGUUCGGGGUCAGUCCUGCUCAUUUACUUAAAAAAAGCCUCACAAGUGGAAGUCCUAAGUAGUUUUGGCCAUAAUGUUUUAUUUCUAAAAUGAAAAAUAAAACUUUAAAAUUAGCUCCGAAACUCAAAACUAUUGACUACUGUUAUAAUUUGUGUGUCUGUAUGACUCAAACCAUGUAAACAGGGUCUUUUUGUUGUGUGUGAUCAUCUUUUCUUUACCUCUAACAAGCUUUCUGUUCAUAAAUGUACAUUAAAAGUUGUGAUUUAUUUUUUUUUCUAUGGAGAACUAGUGCAAUUAUUGUAUCAUUUGGUAUAACGAGUCCACGAAUCUUUAAACAGAGGAAGCCCUACAUAUGAAGAGAAUAAAUUGUGGGCAGGGUAUGAAGCUGCAACAAUAGGACUGUAGGAUUAUUAACAUUCCUUCACAUUGUACUGCCCAGUGACCCUUGCACUGUUGGGGAUGGAUUUGGACCUGUUCGCAAUAGAAGAACUGUUUGAGUUCACUAUAUACUUCAGAUAUCUUUUGUACUGUACCUCUUUUUUCCUAUGUCUGAGCUUUAGACUGUUGACGGAAACAAAUGGAAAUAUAUCAUCAUCAGAUGUUAAUUAUCACAGAAUUUGUUUUUUUUUUAAUUUAGGAUGUGCCUAGGUUAUCGAGACACAACAGAGUUUAUGAAUCAAGAUUGAGAAUGCAUACGGUGUCCAAACGUCUGUGAGAGGUAAAAUUAAAUGUGUGAUUUGUGAAAGAGUAAAGAGAACUGAAAUGUUGCCAUAAUAUGUUGAAUAUGAAAAGUUAAGUAAUUUCUCUUCACAAAUGCUCAUUGAGACAUAAUUCUUGAUAAUAAAGCCACUAUGAAAAAAAA